AUGGUUGUUACCUCGAGCACUUUCCUGUCUGGAGAAUGGGCAAGUCUUCCUCUACCCGUUGUGCUUUUGGUUCUGGACAAAAUGUUAGAACCCAUUGACCAUGUCCAUUUUGCUGCUGUUUGCAAGGAAUGGCGUGCUCUUGCAAAAGACUAUAAUCACGCAACGCAACGCUGGCGUCAGCGACUUCCUAUGCUCAUGAUCCCUACAAGAUCCCAAGAAAUUAAGUGA
This is a messenger RNA of Prunus armeniaca (apricot), 228 nucleotides long. Lineage: Eukaryota; Viridiplantae; Streptophyta; Magnoliopsida; Rosales; Rosaceae. The record is from the annotation of a GenBank genome assembly.